CCAAAACUAAACGCAUGCGCAUAUGACGGCCCCAGUCCUUUGACGCCAUUUGAAACAUCGCAGGACUGUUUUUCUUCAGAUAACAUUGAUUAAUCGGCGAGCCUAAGUACUGAGCUGAUUGUCCAUAGUGUCUUUCAGACAAAUGGAUGGCGAAGAGGACGAAUUCUUCUCCGGGAACCACUCUGAUGGUGGUGGCACCCCGGUACAGGACGAAAAUGCUCCCGGUUCAGAUGCGGAAGAGGAGAGGAAGGAGUCGUGCCACUCAGAGGAUGAGAAUAGUCAUGGUGAGGGAGCAGCUCAGGCCAUGGAGACAAACGGUUUGGCCAGUGGGUCAGACAACGAGGGCCACAAAAGGGAGGACAGUGACUCUGAGGAGGAGGAACCAGUCAAACGCGGCACCUCAGACAUAGAGUGCACCCCCCCACCCAAACGCAGAGGCAGCAACUCAGACAUAGAGUGCACCUCCCCACCCAAACGCAGAGGCAGCAACUCAGACAUAGAGUGCACCUCCCCACCCAAACGCAGAGGCAGCAACUCAGACAUAGAGUGCACCUCCCCACCCAAACGCAGAGGCAGCAACUCAGACAUAGAGUGCACCUCCCCACCCAAACGCAGAGGCAGCAACUCAGACAUAGAGUGCACCUCCCCACCCAAACGCAGAGGCAGCAACUCAGACAUAGAGUGCACCUCCCCACCCAAACGCAGAGGCAGCAACUCAGACAUAGAGUGCACCUCCCCACCCAAACGCAGAGGCAGCAACUCAGACAUAGAGUGCACCUCCCCACCCAAACGCAGAGGCAGCAACUCAGACAUUGAGGGUCCCCCAGUCAAACACAGAGGCUGCACCUCUGACAUGGAGGAGAAAGAAACCAAGCAGGCUGCAGCCGGGAGCGACUCUGAGAACGAGGAUCAGCCCCCGUCUCCAGCCCGGAGCAGACACUCGACUGCACGCAGUGAUUCUGAGACGGAGGUGCCCGAACACAAAGCACAGAUCGAGUCUGAUGGAAAGGAGGAGGAGUGCGGUGAGAAGAAGGGGAAGUGGAAGGCUGUAAUGCAUUCUGACAGUGAGGAUGAGGUGGAGGCUCGGUCAGUGAAAGCAGCUGCAGGCAGUGGCCAGGAGAAGGAUAGUCCCGCAAAACAGGUGGUGGACGAUAGUGAGGAUGACGACGCAAUGCCAAUGAAGAGGAAGAAAGCCAUCCUGUCAGACAGUGAAGAUGAGGAGGAGAAGGCUGACGAACCAGCGUCGAAGAAGAGCCGCACUGUGUCUGACGACGAGAACUCUGACAGUAACGCAGGCUCAGAAGCGCCCGACAAAACCAUGGCCAAACUGCGGGAGCUGGGCUCAGAAAGCGAAGACGAGGAUGAUGGACAGAAGGCGGCAGGAGGGAAGAAGGACGAGAAAACACUGUUUGGUAGCGACAGCGAAUCAGGUGACGAAGAAGAGAAAAUGAUUGCUGACAUUUUUGGUGACUCAGGUGAUGAAGAGGGGGAAGAGUUUACGGGUUUCAAUCAGGAGGAUCUGGAGGGGGAUAAGAACCAAUCACAGGCCUCGGCAAAGAAAGCAAUGGCAGACGACUCAGACUCUGAUGAGGGCGUGGACAGGGGUGGUGGCCAAGACACCAGCUUCAUGUCAGACUUUGACGUGAUGCUGGCUCGUAAGAAGGCCCAGAGCGGGAAGCGACGACGGAACCGCGACGGGGGAACGUUCAUAAGUGACGCUGACGACGUGGUCAGCGCCAUGAUCGCCAAGAUGACAGAGGCUGCAGAGGAGGACAGAACACUGAACGCUCAGAAGAAGCCAGCCUUAAAGAAGCUGACCCUCCUCCCCACUGUAGUUAUGCACCUGAAAAAGCAAGACCUCAAGGAGACGUUCAUCGACAGUGGAGUGAUGUCGGCCAUCAAGGAGUGGAUUGGCCCCCUGCCAGACAAGAGUCUCCCGGCCCUCAAAAUCAGAGCGGAUCUCCUCAAGAUCCUACAGGAACUCCCCAGUGUGAGUCAGGAGACUCUUAAACACAGCGGGAUUGGCCGAGCCGUCAUGUUCCUCUACAAACACCCCAAGGAGUCACGCCCCAACAAGGACCUCGCCCUCAAACUCAUCAACGAGUGGUCCCGCCCCAUCUUUGGCCUGACAUCCAACUACAAGGGCAUGACGCGCGAGGAGAGACAACAGAGAGACCUUGACCAGCAAAUGCCGCCUAAAAGACUCCUCAGCUCAGGGGGACAGACUCCUCAUAGAGACCUGGAGAAAGUACUGACAGGAGAAGAGAAAGCUCUGCGCCCAGGUGACCCUGGGUUCUGUGCCCGAGCCAGGGUGCCCAUGCCAUCCAACAAGGACUACGUUGUGCGGCCCAAAUGGAACGUGGAGAGCGAGUCCAGAGCAGCCCCGGUUAAGAAGGGCGUGUCACGGGUGGACAAACAGUUGCGUCGCUUUGCCGACAUCAAGCGUAUGACGAAGACGGGCCACGCGGUGAAAAUCAGCGUCCAGGGCAACCGGAUGCCCCUCUGAUUUUUAAAAAACUUCUAGCUUUUUUCUGACUUUUUAUUUUAUUUCUCCUUUUUUAAUAUGUUGCUCCUAUAACGUGGGCCUAGUUCAAAUGGUUCAUCCUCAUGACUUUCUUGAAGUGAUUGGCUACGUGAAAGCAUAGGUUUCACUGAUCCAGUAAUAUCAGAGCUGUGAUUUAUUCCAAGGAAGGGAGGAUAGAAUAAUGCAAUUAUUUCUUUGAUUUGGGCCAGGGUCCGUGCGCUUUAGCCAACUCCUCUAACUAACAUGACAAUGUUUAGACGAGUUGGCUAAAGCACAUGGGACAAUUCCCUAUACAAACCCCCUCAGCCCAGCCUGAAUGGAUGAUAGUGGUGUGGCUUCACAGGCGGGGAUAGAUUCACGUUACAGCGCGAUUGAGCAGACAUGCAGCGUUUACCAAACCAUUGCAAUCGCUCCAUAUUGUUUUACUUUGUUUCUAAAGAAGCUGUACAGACGUAGGAGCUGCCUGUGUGUCUCCACUGUGUGCUGGUUGGUUCCGAAGUUACUUUCAUAAUAAAGAGGGUUUCACCAGA
Molecule: messenger RNA, 3054 nt
Organism: Salvelinus namaycush (lake trout)
Lineage: Eukaryota; Metazoa; Chordata; Actinopteri; Salmoniformes; Salmonidae
Product: protein IWS1 homolog
Exons: 16
Coding region: 143-2506 (787 amino acids)
Biological process (GO): poly(A)+ mRNA export from nucleus
Cellular component (GO): nucleus
Source: RefSeq, a predicted model, not a curated record